UGGGUUGAACCGACCGCGUUCGACUACACUGCCAUGGCUCAGGCCCAGGCAGCCUCCACCUGGGACGGCAACGCUCGCAUUUACCAGUGGAGCGAUGAAUUUGGAGAUGUCGGCCCAGCUUUUGAGGAGCUUGAAGUGGAACUUUUUGGUUCCGCUGAAGAUCGCAGCAAGCACGUUGGUGGCGGUCUCGAUUUCUCAGCAAUCGAGAGCAUCGACGUUGUCCAGGAAGGCCCUCAGCGCAUCGAGUAUAUCAAGACGUUUGCCGAUGCAGGAAUUCAUCCUGUCAUGAUGAAAAAUGUCGAGCUGUCGGGAUACCAAGUCCCGACUCCCAUCCAAAAAUUCACGAUCCCAGCCAUCUUGCAGGGUUACGAUGUGAUUGGCAUUGCGCAAACUGGUUCUGGCAAGACCGCUGCCUAUCUCAUUCCAAUUCUCAGCAAGCUCAUGGGCAAAGCAAAGAAACUUGGAGCAUAUCGUCCCAACCCUCUCACUUUUCAAGAUGGUGUUGACAAUGUGACCGCGGAGCCCCUUGUUGUUAUUGUCGUGCCUACUCGCGAGUUGGCCGUGCAAAUCUUCAAUGAGGCCAGAAAGCUCUGCUAUCGGUCCAUGCUCCGACCUUGCGUCGUGUAUGGAGGAACUCCAGUCCGUGAACAGCUCAGCCUCCUCUCCCGAGGCUGUGACAUCUUGAUUGGAACUCCUGGCCGUCUCAAAGACUUCAUCGGACGCCCAGACAAGCUGACUCUCCGCCGAGUCAAGUACAUGGUCAUCGAUGAAGCUGACGAGAUGCUCAACCAGGACUGGGAGACAGAGCUUCGGGCUAUUCUCUCUGGUGGAGAACAAGAUGAGGGCAACGUCAAGUAUGGUCUCUUUUCUGCCACCUUCCCCCGUGCCGCUCGCGCUCUCGCCAGGGAAUACCUAUCGGCCUCUCAUGUGCGCUUCCGCGUUGGUCGAGCCGGAAGCACCACUGAGAACAUCAAGCAGAUAGUGAUUGAGACCAGCCGCGAGAAGAAGAAUGAGCUUCUCCUCAAUCUGCUUGAAGAGAUGAACAGCGUACGAACCAUCAUCUUUGUCAACAGCCGUCAAGCUGCUGAUACCCUCGAUGACUUUUUGUACAACAUGAAGCUUCCGGUGACAUCUAUUCACAGUGACCGCACUCAGGUGGAGAGAGAAGCCGCCAUGCGAGCAUUCCGAAGCGGCCAAGCCCCCAUCCUUGUUGCGACUGGAGUCACAGCUCGUGGUAUUGAUGUGCGAAACGUCAUGCAUGUUAUAAACUACGACAUGCCUUCGAUGGACCAUGGUGGCAUCGAGGAGUAUACUCACCGAAUUGGUCGGACUGGUCGCAUUGGUCAUCGUGGAGUUGCGACUUCCUUUUAUACGGAUCGUGAUGAAGCUAUCGCGAGUGUUCUGACUCGGACUUUGCUGGAAACCAGCCAGGAGAUUCCGGAUUUUUUGCGAUCGUACAUCCCGGAGAACUACACGGAUGGCAUCAAGGUCAAGUUCGAGACCGAGUCUGACUUUGACCCCAAUGACGUCGCCGGUGCCGGCGAUGCUGAGGGAGGAGGUUGGGGCGCUGGCGAUGGCGAUGGUACCAACGCGGAUUCAGGCGGCGGAGGAUGGGGCAAUGGUGCUGGAGCCGAGGAAACCGGAGGUUCUGGGGGCGCCUGGGGAGCGGGAUCUCAAGGCGCAACUGACAAUAACUCCGGAGGCACUUGGGGUGCAGAAGCACCCGCUCCAACCAGCGCGUGGUAA
Messenger RNA from Trichoderma virens Gv29-8, 1746 nucleotides. RefSeq lists its product as uncharacterized. Lineage: Eukaryota; Fungi; Ascomycota; Sordariomycetes; Hypocreales; Hypocreaceae. The record is from RefSeq and is a predicted model, not a curated record. Gene Ontology annotation, molecular function: RNA helicase activity; RNA binding; ATP binding. Gene Ontology annotation, cellular component: nucleus. The transcript is spliced from 5 exons. The annotation marks the transcript as partial.